AUGUCGUCGGCGGACUGGAGACUUCGAGGAGGAACCCUCUCUUCGCUUUCGCCGCCGCCGACCAAACCUCAUGUCACUCCUUACUCACGCCCCCCGCCAUUGAUGGUCAAGACGACAAAUUUCGAUGUCGUUAUUGCUGCUCUGUCUCUGUUAUCUCAUGCGAUACUUGUCUUCAAAGAGGGAGAAGAUCCGGAGACGUCGGUCCGCACCACCAGGCAAUGUCGUUUUCUCUGCAAACGAGUCUCAUCGUCGCCUCGUAGUGGUGCAGAAGAAGCCCUCAAGUACCAUCCCUCCUUAUAUAAGUCGAGGCUCUAA
Linum trigynum is the source of this 315-nucleotide messenger RNA. The record is from the annotation of a GenBank genome assembly. NCBI's taxonomy places the organism in Eukaryota, Viridiplantae, Streptophyta, Magnoliopsida, Malpighiales, Linaceae.